Molecule: messenger RNA, 4223 nt
Organism: Chaetomium strumarium
Lineage: Eukaryota; Fungi; Ascomycota; Sordariomycetes; Sordariales; Chaetomiaceae
Exons: 3
Coding region: 246-4010 (1254 amino acids)
Biological process (GO): COPII-coated vesicle cargo loading; endoplasmic reticulum organization; intracellular protein transport
Cellular component (GO): endoplasmic reticulum exit site; COPII vesicle coat
Molecular function (GO): protein binding; structural molecule activity
Source: RefSeq, a predicted model, not a curated record
GCAAUCUGGCAAGAGGCGCACCGACUGCAACCUGAACAACUAUCCAUCCGCUGAGGAAUUCCACCAUCAACCCUGGGCCUCCACGGCUCUAGCUUUCUUUCUCUGUUGAGCUUGCGGUGCUUAACCUUGACCAUUCGCGUUUAAUACAUCUCAAUUGCUUUUCUCCAGUGAGGUUUCUCAAACAAAGUACCCCACGACACCGCCGUCGUCCCCGCCCCGAGUCAAUCCACAACACUCUCGCCGCCAUGGUCCGGCUGAGAGAGAUCCCGCGGACCGCGGCCUUUGCUUGGUCGCCCGGCACAAGCCCGUUCCUGGUUACCGGCACCAGGUCAGGUGCAGUCGAUGCCGACUUCUCGGACGAGACCAAGUUGGAGCUAUGGGAUCUGAAUCUCGACGCUGUCGACCAGGGGCUCGAGCUGCAACCGAUCGCCAGCAUCAGUACCGAGUCCAGAUUCUACGACAUAGCAUGGGGGGCUGCAAGUGACGAGCAUCCGCGAGGCGUCGUUGCCGGCGCAAUGGAGGAUGGUUCGCUACAGCUGUGGGAUGCCGCGAAGCUUCUCGCUGGCGAAGAGGCUCUCAUGUCGCGCGAUACUAAGCACACUGGCCCGAUCAAGGCGCUGCAGUUCAAUCCGUUGAGGCCGCAGGUCCUCGCUACGGCCGGCGCCAAAGGCGAGCUAUUCAUUUGGGACAUCAACGAUACCUCGACCGCCUUCCGGCUCGGCACGGCCGCAGCCCACGAUAUCGACUGCGUAGCUUGGAAUCGCAAGGUUUCGAACAUCUUGGCAACAGGCAGUGCCGGCGGUUUUGUUACGGUGUGGGAUCUGAAGACUAAGAAGGCUUCGUUGACGCUCAACAACAACCGGAAGCCCGUCAGCGCCAUUGCUUGGGACCCGAACAACUCCACAAACCUCCUGACUGCUACGUCAGAUGACAACACGCCGGUCAUCCUCUUAUGGAACCUGAGGAACUCCCAGGCACCCGAGAGGACCCUCCAAGGCCACGAUCAGGGCAUUCUGUCACUGUCGUGGUGCCAGCAGGAUCCUGGCCUUCUGAUCUCCUGCGGCAAGGACAACAGAACGUUGGUAUGGAACCCGCAGACUGGGGAGCGAUAUGGAGAGUUCCCCGAGGCCACCAACUGGACGUUCCUGACGCGCUUCAACCCCGGCAACCCGAACCUCAUGGCCACUGCCUCGUUUGAUGGGAAGAUCACUAUUCAGACCUUGCAGAACACAAACCCUUCUGCCGUGCCCGCGGCACAGACCAGCAUGGAUGACGAUGACUUCUUCUCCAAGGCCCCAACCCAGCUACAAGGAGCAUCAUUCUCUCUUACCAGAGCGCCCGUGUGGCUCGAGCGGCCAGUCGGUGUCUCCUUUGGCUACGGCGGUAAGCUUGUCAUCUUCAGGAAGAGCGACACUGCAGCCGGCCAGCCCAGAUCCUCCAAGAUCCAAAUAUCCGGUUUCUCCGUCGAUUCAGAUAUUGGGUCCGCCACCGAGAAGUUUGAGGAGGCUUUCAAGAACGGAGAUAUCGCCGGCAUUUGCGACUCUCAUGUGGCCGAGGCAAAGACCGAUGAGGAGAAGGCUGAUUGGCAGGUCUUGAAGACUCUCAGUGAGUCAGAUGGACGCACCAAGAUACUCGAAUACCUCGGAUUCGGCAAGGAUGAGGGCAGUGCCACGGAGGAGGCGGGUGAGUCUGCAAAGGAGGAAUCCAAGGAGGAGCCAAGGGAGGAAUCAAACGAGGCUGGACUACUUGCGCCGCCACAAGCCAAUAGCGUCGACGCAGCCAAGAAGAAGCACAAGCGUGUGACGAGCAUGUGGGGCGACGUCGACGAAGGCGACGACUUCUUGUCUGAUCUCGCCCCGGCUAAGGGAGCCAAAACAGAUGACCCUUUCCAAUUGUUGGGCGAGGGCAACGCGGCUGAGGACGGUAUCACUAAGGCCAUCAUUAUGGGCAAUUUCGAAAAGGCAGUCGACAUCUGCAUGAAGGAGGAUAGGAUCGCCGACGCAUUUAUCCUUGCGAACUGCGGUGGGAAGGAUCUCGUCGAGAAGGUGCAGACGGCAUAUCUCGCGCAGAAGAAGGGCAGGCCGAGCUACCUGCGCCUCGUCAACUCCAUCAUCGGCAAGAACCUCUGGGAUGUUGUGUAUAAUGCGGACCUCGGCAAUUGGAAGGAGACAAUGGUCACGCUCUGCACCUUCGCUGAGCCUUCCGAGUUCCCCGAUCUCUGCGAAGCUCUUGGCGACCGCAUCUACGAAUCAGGCUCGAGGAGAGACGCUUCCUUCUGCUAUCUUGUCGGCUCGAAGCUCGAGAAGGUGGUGGACAUCUGGAUUGCCGAGCUCCAAGAAGCGGAACAGGCAGGUCUCAACGAAGCCAGCAACGACUCCGGCUUCUCGAUCCAUGCCCGAUCGCUGCAGCACUUCAUUGAGAAAGUCACGGUUUUCCGUCAUGUCGCGAAGUUUACAGACACCGAGAAAGACCUCGCUGAGGGCUGGAAGCUUGUGUCUCUGUACGACAAGUACACCGAGUACGCGGAUAUCGUUGCCGCGCAGGGCCACCUGGCUGUCGCGCAGAGAUAUCUUGACCUGCUCCCCAACAGCUUUCCCGCUGCUGAAGUGGCCAGGAACCGCGUCAGACUCGCUACCCAGAAGGCCGCUCCAGUGUCCCGCACGCCUUCCCGUGCUGCUGCCCCAAUGGGUUAUCAGCAGCCGGCGACGAUCCCUCCGGUCGGGCCCAGCCCCUUGAACCCAUAUGCGCCGCCUGUCCAGGCCCAAGCUCCUGCUCCAGCAGCGAAUCGCUACGCGCCGCCCUCGACAAACCCAUACGCGCCCUCCGGAGCCUCUGCGUACGCGCCCGCCGCGGGAUAUGCACCUUCGCCUCCGGCAGCCGGAGGCUAUGGAGCACACCAGCCCACAUUUGGGCAACCAGGAACACAGGUCCCUCCACCGCCGAGAAGCACUGGGCCCCCGCCUAAGAUCAACAAGGAAGCUGGCAACUGGAACGAUGUGCCCAUGGUGACCAAACCUCCCGUGCGCAGGACGACACCGAGCGUCGCAGCCAUGACAUCUCCGUUCCCAGGCCAAGCAGGAUUGCAAAGUCCUCCACCCGUAGGACCGUAUCAGCGGAGCGUGCCCACUCCACCCCCACCUCCCCCUAAAGGGUCAGCGCCUCCUCGAAACGUAACGUCGCCGCCUGUCGGGCCUCCGCCGGCUGGGCAGCAGCCCGUGCGGUCAGCCUCGGUAACAUCGAACGCUUCGACCAACCCUUAUGCGCCCCCGCCCCCGCCGGCAACCGGGUUACCGUCGCCGAUGGUACCCCCACCCGCCCCGCGGACCGCCUCUCCAUACAACCCUCCUCCUGCGGCCGCGCCGCCGUCGAAUAGGUACGCGCCAGCGCCAUCUGGCCAACCCUAUGGUCCAGGGCCCACGUCUACCCCAUUGGCGCUGCCGCCGGCGAACCCAUAUGCUCCCCCGCCGGCCGCUCAGCCUAUGGCUCCACCUCCUCAACAGUAUGCAGCUCCCCCGCCACAGGCCUUCCGCCCCCCCGUAGGCCCGCCGCCGACAUCAGCGCCUCCUCCGGCUGCUGGAGGGCCCCCGCCGGCCGCCAGAGCACCGCCGGCGCAGACGCCGCCACCGCCGAAGGCUGCCGCAUCGGCCCCGCAAGCGCAGAGACAUCCCCCCGGCGACCGGUCGCACAUUCCGGCUAACGCAAAACGGAUGGUGGAGGUCUUGAGCCAGGACAUGCAGCGGGUAGCGUCCAAGGCGCCGGCGACGUUUGCGCCGCAAGUCAAGGACACGCAAAAGCGGCUGGGCUUGCUGUUUGAUCACCUCAACAAUGGGGACCUAGUGAAGCCCGACACGAUCGAGCAACUGAACAAUAUUGCCGAGGCGAUUGCCGGCAGGAACUAUGACGUUGCGUCGAGGAUCCAGAUGGAGAUCUUCACGCACAAAACGGAGGAGUGCGGACAGUGGAUGACCGGCUUGAAGAGGCUGAUCAGUAUGAGUAAGGCUACGCCUUGAAGGGGCGCUUGAGGUUGUGUAGGAGAGUGAAAGCUGGGAGAUGGUAUAUGCUUUAUGUUAGCUAAGACUACCUAGACUGUAGGCAUGCGAAGAGAAAAUGCACUCAGGCCGACUUGGAUUGGUUCCGACUGUGUUGGGAUUUGGGUGAAGAUGUUGUGGCUUGGUGUUAACGCUAAUGUCCUUUGGUAAGUCAUGGUAAGGUAGACAGCUGGA